This is a messenger RNA of Mizuhopecten yessoensis (Yesso scallop), 677 nucleotides long. RefSeq names its product N-lysine methyltransferase KMT5A-A-like. Bases 84 to 677 code for a protein of 197 amino acids. The record is from RefSeq and is a predicted model, not a curated record. The transcript is spliced from 6 exons. NCBI's taxonomy places the organism in Eukaryota, Metazoa, Mollusca, Bivalvia, Pectinida, Pectinidae. Gene Ontology annotation, molecular function: protein binding.
GCGAUAUUUCCUGGGGAGAGGGAAAGGAGGACAUCGAGCGGAAUAACACUGUUGCAGAAAGGAGAAAUGAGCACCAGCAGAUCAUGAGCUCAAGAAAGAAAAGAAAAGUGGAGCAUUUGGUUAUCCCAAAGAGAAAUGCCAGGAUAACACCAGAAAAGACAGCCCAAAUAUGGAUAGAAAGACAAGAAGACCAGGAGGAAUUUAAGAUUAUUUAUGUCAACGCUGUCAAAGGAUAUGGCGUUUUCGCUACAAAAGAAUUCAAGAAAGGGGAUUUUCUACUAGAGUAUGUUGGGGAAACUAUUGAUGAAGAAGAAGCAGUGGCAAGAGAGAAUAAAUAUGCCAUGCGACAGAAGAAUGCAAAAUAUCCCAGAUGCUAUACCUUCUAUCAUAAACACAAUGGGAGACAUUUCUGCAUAGAUGCAACCAACACGACCGGAAGAGCUGGCAGCUUGGUCAAUGAUGGCAUAUUGAUGAAGCACUUCAAUUGCAAAAUUAGAAAGAUAAUCAUAAAUGGAAAAGUGCAUUUGGCUCUAUUUGCCACUAGACAAAUUACCCGUGGUUCUGAAAUCUUGUAUGAUUACGGGGAAGACGAUUUGUGGUGGAGAAAGUCUUGUGGGAACGAUGUCAACUUGGAGACUUCUGGUAAGGGCUUUGACGCAUUGCUAUUCAUGCACUGA